Anastrepha obliqua is the source of this 1597-nucleotide messenger RNA. RefSeq lists its product as uncharacterized. NCBI's taxonomy places the organism in Eukaryota, Metazoa, Arthropoda, Insecta, Diptera, Tephritidae. The record is from RefSeq and is a predicted model, not a curated record. Bases 143 to 1342 code for a protein of 399 amino acids. Gene Ontology annotation, molecular function: protein binding. The transcript has 3 exons.
CGUAUUAUUAUUCAUUUUGCGCUUUUUUUCAAAUAAAAUUUGUUGAACAGAAAAUAAUUGGUUUCGGCGUUGAAAUUUAUUUUUAAAUCACAGACAGACGCCGACAACAAAGAAAAAAAACAACAGAUUGAUUACAAAAGACAUGGAUUUGUUGAAUGACGACUGUUUAUAUAACAUUUUUCAAUAUCUGUCGUUAGAAGAUCAGAUGGCCGUUUCAGGCGCAAGCAAAAGAUUCGGUUGUGUGUUGGAUGUCAUUUGGAGAGCAAAAUAUAAAAACCGGUUAGAACUGAAAUUAAGUACCAAAAUGCAAACAAGACUGGAAGGAGUUAAAGUAUUCAUUAGCCAUGUUAACCAAUAUGUUCAACACGUUCAACUUGAAAGUGAAACUGUCGAUCUCGUAAAUGAGUUAAGCCCAUUUCAAUUCUACAAAACGCAUAAGUUAUACGUUUCAGUGGAAAGUACCCAGUUGCUGCAAGAUAAGUUUGUAGCCAAAUUGCAUGGUAUAUUUCCCAAUGUAAAAAUUUUGCAACCAGCAGGGAAAUUUACGGGCGCAGGCUUUACAAUGUGGAAAAGUAUAGAAGAAUUGACCCUCAGUUCUUGUUUCACAUUUCAAUUUGAAUAUUUAGAAGAAAUAUUGCGAGAACUACCGAUUCAUACAUUAAUAUUAAAGAGUUUCAAAGCAAAGUUGCCACGACUGGGCACCAAUGCAUUACAAUAUUGCGCUUUGCGCACGUUGGUUUUGAAUUCCUAUGAAUUGCCAUAUUUUACGCCGAACCUACACAACUUGCUCAAUUUGAAGAACUUGCAAAUCAGCGAUCUAUAUUCGUCAUCCAACUUAGAUACACUACAUAAUAAGUUGGUGGAACUGCAUAAUAUACUUCGCAUUGAAGCGAUAAGCACACGCGAAUUCAUAGCGAUAUUUCCGAAAAUUAUUGACUUGCAUUUGCAUACUCGCUUGCGGCAUUUGCUUUUGGCAACCGAUCCAAUAGCAGUUUCCGCAAUGCUUCGUUAUAUUCAACAAAUACCUUCUUUGCGCGUGUUGCACUUUCAUACUUGUUAUGUGCGCAGUGCAGCGGAAUUUCUAAAAUUGCUUUCGCUUUCAUCGCAUUUGGAUGAAAUAGGUUUCGAAAGUUGCAUUUUCAGUUGCUCUAGUCUGUUUCUGGAUGUCGAAGCUUUUGUGAAAAAGCGGACUAAACUACUCGUUUUAAACUUUUUUGAAAACAAGUCGGAAAAAGGAAUUAUGAUUAACCUAGAAUUGAAAGAGCAACACGACUUGUUAAAAGUGGAGCGCGAACAGAAAUUAUUCAGGGGCUGCCAUUAUUUGGCUUUUCAAUUUACCUAAUUGUAAAAAAUGUGUACGUGCGUGGCGUUACGUGUGUUGUUGUUGUAGCAGUUCACAAAGCUAAGGUGUUAGGUAAGUGGGUAUACGUCAAAUGCGUCAAGCCGUUCGAUGGAACCACGUUUAAUACUUUGUACUCUAUAUUAUUUAGACAUACGCACAAAUUUAUUACUUUAUUUUACGAGAAUGAAUUAUGCCUGUGACCGUUUUACAUUAAUACUAUAAAAAUAAAAUAAUUGUGGUAUAUUGUGUCUGUAA